CCUAUUCUCUUUGCAACAGAGUUAUGGAUCACUAGUCUUUCUCUUUGUGCCGAAGGACAUUUCUGCAAAGUAGAAUUCAAAUCUUCUUUAGCAGGUCGUGCUAUUGUGAUGGAAUGUUUGUGGAGAUAUUUGUGGCAAUCAAACUAGCAUCAUGGCUACAGGAUCUCAAGAGACAUCACUUAUUCUAUGCGAUUUAAUCCAGAAGAGUCAAUUAAUCAGUGAAGGUCCACCUGCACGAUAUCGUCUCAUCGCAGAAGAAAGAAAUCUCGAUGAAGAUGGCUCAGUGAGAAAAUGGACAUUUGGACAGCGAGACAUUGAUAUGCAAAACAAAAUCCUACUGAUGGUAGGAGAAACUGGAACAGGCAAAACUACUCUGAUCAAUGUCAUGGUAAAUUAUAUACUCGGGGUGAAGUUUACAGAUGAAGUGUGGUUUGAGAUUACAGAAGAGGGAGGAGAUAAUCAAAUGUUAAAUCAGACAAAAAGUCAAACAACUGAAAUCACUGUGUAUGAGGUCUUUGUUAAAGACAACCCAAUCUGUCUUACUAUCAUUGACACUCCAGGUUAUGGAGACACCAGGGGAGUAGAAUAUGACAAACAGAUCGCUGAGAAUCUGUACAAACUGUUUCGCAGUGACACUGGAGUGAAAGAAAUUGAUGCAGUGUGUCUGGUAGUGAAGGCAUCUGAGAAUCGGCUCACUGACAGACAGCACUACAUCUUUGAUGCAGUUUUUUCCUUAUUUGGUAAAGAUAUAGAGAACAGCAUUGUCAUAUUUAUCACUCACUCAGAUGGAAUGCCUCCAAAAGAUGCUCUUAAUGCCAUUAAGAGAGCAGGGAUUCCCUGCAGGAAAAAUAAAGAAAAUGUACCAGAGCAUUUCUUAUUCAACAAUCGUCAAACUGAAGAAAGGAGACCGGAGUAUAACAGAGCUCUCCAGGCAAUUUGGGAUCUAACAGCAGACAGUUUGAAAUAUUUCUUCUCCUCCCUGAAAGAACAGAACAGAAAAAGCUUAGAGCAGACUGAGAGUGUUCUGAUUCAGUCCAAACGACUUGAAGCCUGUAUUUCUAAUCUACAAAACCGCAUUGCUUCUGUAGAGUGCAAAGUUAAUGAACUGACUCAGAUCCAGAAAGCCCUUGAGGAAAACCAAGAAAAGAUUAAGAAAAAGGAAAACUUUACUUUUACUGUCAUCAAGUCCUACAAAAAGUAUGUUUCCCUUUCCCGAAAUGCUUCAUGGUGGGACAGAAAGGUCACCAGUUGCACUGUAUGUAAGGAGAACUGUCAUGAAUAUAACUGCUGGUUGGCUCCCAGUGCUCUGUGGUGUGAAGUCAUUAAAAAUGGCUAUUGCACUUCAUGCACAGGUAAAUGUCAUUUCACUAAACAUGUCAGAGAGAGCAAGAAAUAUGUUACAUGCAGUGAAAAAAGCAUAGUGACACUUGAGGAUUUUAAAAAGCAAUAUGAAAGCAGCAAUAAUUCAGCAACAGAUAUAAAGUUUGACUCAAAGGCCUAUGAAAACAAGAAAGAGGAAGAGGAGAAGAUGAUCAUGGAGAUGAACCUGAAAGAAGAACUGACCAAAACCGAAAAAGAAAAAGCUGAGUUGGUGGAAGAAGCCUACAACACAAUCAUGAAACUGUCUGAGAUUUCUUUAAAACCAGACUCUGAUUUGAUUUUUCAGUGUCUUGACUUCUUGAUCCCUCGAACUGAGGAAACCGGAAGAGAAGAUCUUGCUCAGAAACUAAGAGAGCUGAGGAAACUUCAGCCUGAAACACAAGAAACAAUACUGUAAAAUGAAUUAAAUUCAGGAGAUUAACAAUGGUCAUGUAUUAUGUAAUAAAGAAGGAAUUAUGAACAUAUUUGAAUUAAGGGUGAAGGUAUGGUUCUAAUGAUGAUAAAAAUGCAUUGUGUUCAAUGCUGGUGUCAUAUAUAUUACAGACUGUGAGGGUAGUGGUGAUACACAAACCAUUGCAUGUCACCUGAACACAAGCACCUGAAACAGGGGUAUCUAAUGAGCUCAGUUAUAAUGCUUUGCAUAGCUCUCCUUAUCAGUAUUUAGUCACUGAUGUAGUCUCUAUGCAUACCAUGUCCAUGUUGUUGUCUAAUCUAGUUAUUUCUCAUUCAUGUUUCCUAGGCUUUGCGCUUCACUAUGUGUCACUGUAAAUAAAUAUAUCUGCAUGUGCAUCUACCUCAACUACCAUUCUUGACCUAUAAUUAAUGCUGCUAUUAUUAUUACUAGACCGGGGCCUAUUAAGUUGCCGUCUAUCGGGCUGAAAAUUUCGCUAAGCAAUUUUUCAGAAAGAAAGCAAUAAAUCCCUAAAGAAUAAGCCAGAAGUGACAGUUGGAAAAACUCCCCAAGACAACAUCUAGAAACCUUAUGUUGACUCAAGACUCCAAUCCAGACUCAAAAAUGACUGCAACCUGUAACCUCUUUGUUUCUAUGUAUGUAUUUCUUUCUUGCCUCUAUUAACAGACUCCUGUCCAAAUACUUUUCUGUCUAAGACCCCUGGAAGCACCACAACAUCUUUUUUUUUUUACCUACUUAACCCCCUGAUUGCUCCUACUUCAUCCUCCCUGACUGCUGAAGACACAGACGCCUUUCAUGAUGAAAAGAUUGAAAAAAUCUGCCAGACCUGGCUAAUUUUUCUAACCUAGCAACAGAAGUGAUACUGCAGGUCAGUUACAAUUCUACAACCUGUCCACUGGAUCUUAUCUCUUGAACACACUGUUUAAAAUCUCUGUUGUAGAAUUACAUGCAGUAGAAUAAUUACUUUCAUGUCCCAGGUAUACAGUUGAAGCUAAACAGGUCAAUUUAAUGUUAAACAAGAUUUAAAAUACAUCUAAACAAAAUGUAAAUUAAACAGAAUUAUUUGCUAUGCACAUGCUUGCUAACUUGUGCAGUACAGAACUAAAAUGUCAACAUUCUUAUGGGUGGGUCUUAAACAGAAACUGUCAGUUAUGUAUGACUUUGUACAGAAUGAGGAAAUUGAAGGCAUUUACAAAAAGUAUUCCUGGCACUGAGUUCCUGAAGCAGGCACAUUCCAAGCCUGCCAAUCAACCUAGUCAUUAUGUAUUUGGAGUAAAGGGUACAGCAUCACCUUCUUGCUAAGAGUGCAAACACCCUGGUUGCCAGUGGCUGUUUCGUUCAUGUUCAUGGACCAGCCUAUUCAGUGGCCUUUCCAGUGCAUCCUGCAUUAAUCACCUGUGUUCUCAUGGAAUGCCAAUCCCACAUACUGUGGACAACUGGUUCCAGCAGAUUGAGCAGAUAUGGGAAUAAGCCUACCAACACAUAGAGCACACAGCCAAAGUAACCAAGAAAUUUGCAGACAAAUGGCAUGGUAAGGCACAACUAUGAACCACAACUACACUAUAUUGCCAAAAGUAUUCGCUCACCCAUCCAAAUAAUCAGAAUCAGGUGUUCCAAUCACUUCCUUGGCCACAGGUGUAUAAAAUCAAGCACCUAGGCAUGCAGACUGUUUUUACAAACAUUUGUGAAAGAAUGGGUCGCUCUCAGGAGCUCAGUGAAUUCCAGCGUGGAACUGUGAUAGGAUGCCACCUGUGCAACAAAUCCAGUCGUGAAAUUUCCUCGCUCCUAAAUAUUCCACAGUCAACUGUCAGCUGUAUUAUAAGAACGUGGAAGUGUUUGGGAACGACGGCAACUCAGCCACGAAGUGGUAGGCCACGUAAACUGACGGAGCGGGGUCAGCGGAUGCUGAGGCGCAUAGUGCGAAGAGGUCGCCAACUUUCUGCAGAGUCAAUCGCUACAGACCUCCAAACUUCAUGUGGCCUUCAGAUUAGCUCAAGAACAGUGCGCAGAGAGCUUCAUGGAAUGGGUUUCCAUGGCCGAGCAGCUGCAUCCAAGCCAUACAUCACCAAGUGCAAUGCAAAGCGUCGGAUGCAGUGGUGUAAAGCACGCCGCCACUGGACUCUAGAGCAGUGGAGACGCGUUCUCUGGAGUGACGAAUCACGCUUCUCCAUCUGGCAAUCUGAUGGACGAGUCUGGGUUUGGCGGUUGCCAGGAGAACGAUACUUGUCUGACUGCAUUAUGCCAAGUGUAAAGUUUGGUGGAGGGGGGAUUAUGGUGUGGGGUUGUUUUUCAGGAGCUGGGCUUGGCCCCUUAGUUCCAGUGAAAGGAACUCUGAAUGC
Hemibagrus wyckioides is the source of this 4131-nucleotide messenger RNA. RefSeq lists its product as uncharacterized. Lineage: Eukaryota; Metazoa; Chordata; Actinopteri; Siluriformes; Bagridae. Bases 152 to 1777 code for a protein of 541 amino acids. The record is from RefSeq and is a predicted model, not a curated record. The transcript is spliced from 3 exons. Gene Ontology annotation, molecular function: ATP hydrolysis activity; GTP binding.